This is a messenger RNA of Onychostruthus taczanowskii (white-rumped snowfinch), 1408 nucleotides long. It is a transcript of the gene GADD45B, whose product is annotated as growth arrest and DNA damage inducible beta. Gene Ontology annotation, biological process: regulation of cell cycle. NCBI's taxonomy places the organism in Eukaryota, Metazoa, Chordata, Aves, Passeriformes, Passeridae. The coding region runs from base 156 to 623 and encodes 155 amino acids. The transcript is spliced from 4 exons. Gene Ontology annotation, cellular component: cytoplasm; nucleus. The record is from RefSeq and is a predicted model, not a curated record.
GGCUCAGAGCGAUCGUGCUGGAGCGGCGGCGGGAGCGGAGCGGGACCGGGGAUCGCGAUAGCGCCGCGAUAGCUCCGCGAUACCCCCGCGGUAGCCGCGCUCGGGAUUAUUGCCCUUGGAGUUUGCCUUCUUCUCCUGCGGAUUACAAUUGCACCAUGACCCUGGAGGAGCUGGUGCCUUGCGAUAGCAGCAAGAUGCAGGCGGUGAGCGAGGCGGUGGAGCGGGUGCUGGUGGCGGCGCAGCGGCAGGACCGCCUCACCGUGGGGGUCUACGAGUCGGCCAAGCUGAUGAAUGUGGACCCCGACAGCGUGGUGCUGUGCGUGCUGGCCACCGACGAGGAGGACGAAGGCGACAUCGCCCUGCAGAUCCACUUCACGCUCAUCCAGGCGUUCUGCUGCGACAACGACAUCCACAUCCUGCGCGUGUCGGGCAUGCAGCGCCUCGCCGCCAUCCUGGGCGAGCCCGAGGCGGACUCCGAGCCCCGCGACCUGCACUGCCUGCUGGUCACGAAUUCGCACACGGACGCCUGGAAGAGUCAGGGCUUGGCGGAGGUGGCGAGUUACUGCGCCGAGAGUCGCGACAGGAACCAGUGGGUGCCGUUCGUCUGUCUGCAGGAGCGCUGAGCCCCUCCCGGCCCCUGCCCGGCCUGGACUCGGAGGAUUGGAAACCUUAAAAAAAAAAAAAAAUAAACCAACCCAACCCAAAAAAGCCAGCCAGUUCUAACCCACAACGCCCAAAACCCACCGAUUUUAUUUUUCUUUUGAACCGGAGAGGAGGAAGGGGGAGCGCGGCUGCUGCGGUGGGAAUGGAGGGGACACUGGCCGGAGCCCGGCGGGGGACACUGGACACUGGCCGGAGCCCGGGUGGACGCUGGACGCUGGCCGGAGCCCGGGUGGACAUUGGAUGGACGCUGGCCGGAGCCCGGGUGGACAUUGGAUGGACGCUGGCCGGAGCCCGGGUGGACAUUGGAUGGACGCUGGCCGGAGCCCGGGUGGACAUUGGAUGGACGCUGGCCGGAGCCCGGGUGGACACUGGACACUGGCCGGAGCCCGGGUGGACGCUGGACGGAGCCGCCGGCCGAGGAGCUGUGCUGGAGCGUGGACCGGAGCCGGAGAGCCCCGGGCGGGCGCUGCGGAGCGCGGGGAGUGACCCCGGAGCUGGAAACUGUCGCGAUUUUUGGCAGCUGGGACCCGAUGGAGGCGAGCAUUGCAGAGGGCUGGAUUUUUAAUUUUUUUUUUUUAAUGCAAAAAACUGCUUUUUCCAAGGAAUUACGGACGUCUGCACGGAUGGACCUGCACCCCCCGGGUGCUGCUUUUGCACUUGGAGACCCUGAGCUGAACCUUUUCCAGAGUUUAUUCUUCUACCGAGCGAGGAACUGAAUUUAUUUGCAAUAAAAUGUCUGACGUUA